Notothenia coriiceps (black rockcod) is the source of this 4646-nucleotide messenger RNA. RefSeq names its product PPARGC1 and ESRR induced regulator, muscle 1b (gene perm1b). Lineage: Eukaryota; Metazoa; Chordata; Actinopteri; Perciformes; Nototheniidae. The transcript is spliced from 4 exons. The record is from RefSeq and is a predicted model, not a curated record. Bases 140 to 3079 code for a protein of 979 amino acids. Gene Ontology annotation, biological process: regulation of DNA-templated transcription; response to muscle activity. Gene Ontology annotation, cellular component: nucleus; cytoplasm.
GAGUGAAAGGCCCCGGUCUGACAUACACAAGGGCAGACGGACAUCAGAGCUGAAAUGCCCCUGCAGGGAGUAAGAACUGACACCUCAAAGUGGACGCUUCGUCAUUCUGUAACAGAUUCAGGAGCAUGUGAGAUAUAAAAUGGAUGAUUUGGAUCACAGCAUUCACAUUGCAAACGAUGACUGGACCAGCUUCUAUGAGGAGUGCGAGGGGUGUGGUCUGGUGCAGCCUUCGCUCGCUUGCCCUGAUAGCUGGAGCCUCAGUGAUUCAGAGGAACUGGGCAACCCAAGCUCAGUGUCCAGCGCAGGCCAUCAGGAGCCAGAGCACAGCUGUGCUGCAAGCAGUGAUGGAGCUGAAGGCAGUGCUGCAGGAUGCUGCAUGGAGGAAGAGAACUGCACAGAUGGUGUGAAGUCUGUAUCAGUGCAGGUGGUUCAGUGUGGUUCAGCAGGAGAAACUAAAGCUGAAGCAGGCCGUGGUAAUCCUGAAGAAAAUGCCUUCAACACAGCAGAGCACAUCGAAGAGGAGAAACAUGCUAACAUCAAAACUACACUGCAAAUUGAGCAACUAAAUGUUCAGUGUUCAGAGGGAGAAUCGUCAGAGCUGAAAAGAGGAGAUGAAGCUGUGCAAAUUGAGACUGACAUUCAUGGCCUCAUAUCCACGCAGCAACCUGACCCCAUUUCCUACAACCUAACAGAGCUAGACGGAUCUGUGAGUGAGGAUGUGAGUGGUUUAAGAGCAGAGAAAGAGCGCUGGUUUGUGACAGUGAACGAGAGUCCUGCACGACAGGGAGUACGCGCUGCCUCUGUGAAAAAAAAACGAAGGCAAAAAAAAACUCGUAAGGAAAGAUCACUUGAAAACCACUAUAGAUUAGAGAAGACAAAAGAUAAUAAUGAAUCUGAGGUAGAACGUAACUUAGUAAAAAAAUGUGCUGAAACAGAUUCUGAGAGUGUGCCGAUGGGAGUCAUUUCAGAUUCAUCGCAAAUGUCUUUAACUUCUGAUGAGGAAGACAAUUUGUCAGAACAACUGGUGAUGUCUCCUUCCCCUCAAGACAAUAUCAUUGAGCCAACAGUAGAAUUCAAAUCAAACAACAGAAUUACACCCAGAAAACCGAUAAAGUUAGACAGUGUGGAGUCUGACGUAUAUGAAGACGGUGUUGAGUUCUACUCCACUCACAGUUUUGACUCUGAAAGCUAUCUGUCAGCUACCGAAUCAUGGGAGGAUCUUCAGCAUCUCCUCAAGGAACAUCAACAACUGCAACGCUCAUUAUCACUGACAGAAAACAGCUAUCUAUUCAAUCUGACUGAGAUUACCGAGGCAGACAACACGCAAGAUAGAGAAAUGCUUUCUUAUGAUGUACCAGCUUCUAACUGUGAAGGUCAUGAAAGCACCGAUGUUCAGCCAUCUGCUGGGCAAAGUGCAGACAGAAUGCCAGAGGAUAUCUCCACAUGUGAUAACCAAACACACAGCACACUUCCUGCACCUACACCUGGACUCCAAAAACAGGAAGUAAAUCAUUUAGCAUCUGGUGGCUCUUCAGUAAAUCAGUUGCUCCCCAUUCCUGAUUUAACUGUAACCCCUUGCUCUGUGGCCGACAGCCCUGAAACAUACGCCGAAGCCGCGGGACACACUCGACCUGUGUACGCCAUUUCUGCUUUUUGGGAUGAAAUGGAAAAGUUGACGAUAAAUGACAUUUUGCAGCUCAGGGUGGGUAGAAGCACCCCUCCCAGAGAUACAGUCACACCAAACGCAGAUGGCCCUUUGCUCGACACAGUGGAGUAUAAUUUGUCUGAUGGUGUUCUGAUGGAUACAUCUGACACUGCUGAUUCAGACUAUUUCACACAGCCCGACGAAUCCAAGCGCGAUCGUUCAAGCUGCGAGUUCUCCACGUCCGAUUUUGAAGAAGAGUACUGGCAGUAUCUUAGCGCCAGUAGGAACCAGAGUCCUGACCCUCAAAGCAAAAGCCAACAGAGCCCGGGCGACUCUCCUUUCACAGCAUAUGAGAAAGAGGAGUCUUUAAGCUCUGAAACACCUGUGCCUUUAGAGGACUAUGCAGAGGAUCAGGAAGCCAGUGAUUUCCUUUUGAGCAGACUUGGGUUGCCAAGACCGAUCACAAAAAGCAAAAGCUUGCAAAAUCUAUCAGCUUUCAAAACAGAGGAUUUAUCUUUGCAGUUGUUACUCGGCAAAGAUGAGAGCAGUUUGUUUCUCAGCAGCUGUCCAUCUCUGGAAGAAAAUGUGGUUUUAACAGCUAGCGACAGCCUGGGAACACAAAUACCUACAUCUUUACUGGGUGAACAUGAUCAGAUAUCCUUGCCUGAAGUGUUUGAAUACCUUUACAGCGAUGAUAGGACAAACGGAGACUCCCAAUGUGUUAAAGUCUAUGAUCCAGUUGACAUCUCAAUGGUUUAUGACUACUCUCUUUGUGCGUUCAGCGAUGAAAUGUCCUUCUCUUUCCUCUACAAUUUCCCACGCAGUGAGGAGAAACCCAUCCCCAUUUUCUCUUGUUCUCAGCCCCUCAUCAGAGAACUCACAUUCCCAAAUCCGGACUUUGUUUUCUUGCGCUCAGACUUCGAGGAGGAGGGCGACAUCUCCCCAUUCAGGAUCAUGUCUAGCUCUUUCUUCAAGAGGGACGAUUGCGGGGUGUCUGCCUCAAAUGGAUUUUACAAUUGGAAAAGUUUGAUGAGGAAGGUUCGCUUUCCUGACAAAGGGAGCAUCUGGUGCAGUAGAUCUGGAGCCACGGUGUUCCCAGAUGAGGUUGAGAAGAUCACCACAAAGAGUGCGGACCCACCACUCACAGUGCUCACUGCCAGGAGAGGCUCUUCGUCUCCUUUUCUGCUGUUUAGCGAGCUAGCAUUGCAGAAGAGGGUUUUGGACGCUCUACAGGCAACAAGACAAGAGGGCAUUUUCUCCUCACUGAAGCAGUCGGAUAUGUGCAUGGUCUGCAUCGCCUUUGCCUCCUGGGUGUUAAAAUCAUCUGAUCCUGAGUCUGCUGAUGCCUGGAAAGCAGCUCUGCUGGCAAAUGUGAGUGCGCUGUCGGCCAUCCAGUACCUGCGGCAGUAUGUGAAGAGGAGGAAUCCUUCCUAACAGGAUCCCUGAUACACAACAAAGAAGAGCGCAAUCAUUUCCAAACACUUUCACUUGGGUCCAUCUAUAAGGAUAUAUAUACUAUAUAUUAUGUACUGUAUGUUAUAUUGCCUCAGAGUUUUUCAUUUCUUUCCUUAAAAUAAAGCAUGUAUGCUAGUAAGACAUUUUUUGCUAAGUAUGUUAAAGUUCAGUAAUUUUACGUAAACAGAUUCCAUGAAAAGAGACAAACAAAAACAAAAUUCUAAUACUAGUUAAAGUAGGCCAUAUAUUCAAGACCAAGUUGGAACAAAUUGGCUUAGGGUUGAAAGCCACAGACAGGAUGGGAAAGUUAAAAAGUUGUUGGUUUUGAUCUUACAAUGGGAUUUGUUUACCAUAAGAAAGUUAAAGCUUAUGCCCAGCAUUAUCGUUUAAACAUUAAAACAUUUCAGCUGCAUUUUAAACGUUAAGAUAACUGGGUAAACUGAUGUUAUGUGGACCACUAUGUUAGCACAGAUACUCAUAAUUUGUUGUGCCCUUUGUGAUUGUGAUGGCUUUGUAUGUUAUACGGCUUUAAACAUGCAUGUUUUAAUGGCAGCUUGUAGAGAGCUGAUGCAAAGUGUCUCUGGGAGUUUGUUGUAGAGGAUGAAAAGGUGGGUGAAAACCUGAAAAGAGUUGCGUUGUAGAGUAUUGGUCCGCCUGUAAGUUGUAGGAACGUAAAGUAAGUGACUGCAGGAGCUGUGCAUGAUGGGUAAGCAUUGGUUCCCUUAUUUUGAGCUUUGUGCCCAUUCGAUACAAAGUAAUGUCAACUUGUGACUAAUCACAGGCUCACAAUUUGUUUUUGUAGUUUUUACACAUUUGACACUUUAAGAUUAUUAUAUUUCCAUAAUGUCACACAGGCUUGACAGGGCUAACCCCGUUUUAAAAUACAAAACAAACAAUGACAAUCUGUUGCAAUUUUUUUUUUUUACCUCUGCCAACGAGGUUGUAUUACUGCUUGGUUGGUCUGUUUAUUUGUUUGUCCGUCAGCAGGUUGAAGGAAAAGGUACGGGCCUGAUUUGCAUGAAACUUGGCAGAAGGGUGAAUUAUGAGAAGAAGAAGACCUUCAACUCUGGAGUGGAUACAAAUCAGGAGGCAGACACAAAAAAUAUGUUUCAUUUGUUGCAAUUGUGAGACAGGGCAUUAUGCUGCAUUCAUGGGAUGUUAGAAUAAUCAGAGUUUGUGUGAAUGUCCUCUCAUGUCAGCCACCACAUUAUGAACCACUGUGCCUAAAUACUAUGUGACUAGUCAGCUCAUCUGCUGAGAUAUUUUACAACCUGUGUUGCAACAAAAUGUAAACUUUAGAAAUAGCUAAAAAUAUAUAUAUUUUCCUAUAUAAUUGAUAUAAACUAAAAAUAAUUGACAUAUCCGGUUUUGUUGUAUCAACUGCUUUUAUAUUUUACUCCUGAACAAUCUGCUGUAGCACAUCUUAAAAAAGAGUUUCUGUAAUUAAGCCCUUACCGAUAUUAACUGUGGACAAAUAAUAAAAAUUUAAUUUCAACAGCACACAAACUGAAAGUAAUGUCUAAAGUACUAAAGUUUGUCUGUGAAC